Harpia harpyja (harpy eagle) is the source of this 1186-nucleotide messenger RNA. RefSeq names its product serum amyloid P-component-like. The transcript has 4 exons. Gene Ontology annotation, molecular function: complement component C1q complex binding. The record is from RefSeq and is a predicted model, not a curated record. Bases 91 to 1011 code for a protein of 306 amino acids. NCBI's taxonomy places the organism in Eukaryota, Metazoa, Chordata, Aves, Accipitriformes, Accipitridae. Gene Ontology annotation, biological process: innate immune response.
ACAGACCCUGAGCAGCUGUAGGGCCGCGGCAGGGUGGCUCUGCUGUUCCCCCUCACCACGGAGGUGCCAGCAGCCGGGCUCAGCAGUGCCAUGGGGCAGCUGUGGGUCUGCCUCCUCACCCUCACAGCACUUUUUGACCUUGCUGCCCCGAAAGAAAAAGUGACCGCCCAGAUCCAGGCUCACCCGCCGGCACCCACCCUGUACCACCAGCUGAUGCUCUCCUGCAAGGUCACAGGGGAUGCCAGCCCCCAGGAGUUCCUGUGGGAGAAGGAAGGAAACCACGACCCCCUGCAGAAAGGCCCCGACAACAUCCUUCUCUUCCCCUCCUUCAACAAGACCCACUUGGGCACCUACGUCUGCACAGCCACCGGCUCACUGGGCACUGCCGUGGCCACCUACAACCUGUGGAUAGAUGACCUGCUGUACAACGUGUUCGUGUUUCCCCAAGAGACCAAAGACUCCCACGGGCUGGUGAGGGCGAAGCCAGAGCAGCCGCUGCAGAACUUCACUGUGUGCCUGUGGUCCUACACCGAUCUGACCCGGCCCUACAGCCUCUUCUCCUACGCCACCAAGGCGCAGGACAAUGAGAUCCUCCUCCUCAAGCCCAAGCCUGGUGAGUACCGGCUCUACGUGGGGGGCAAUUUUGUGUCCUUCGGCGUCCCCAAGAGCAUCGCAGUGAGCGAGCACGUCUGCGCCAGCUGGGAGUCCACCACCGGCAUCGUGGGCUUUUGGUUCAACGGGAAGCCCUGGCCCCGCAAGGGGCUGCAGAAGGACUACACGGUGGGGGCGGAGGCGGCCAUCGUGCUGGGGCAGGAGCAGGACGCCUUCGGGGGUGGUUUUGACGCCCAGCAGUCCUUUGUGGGGGAAAUGUCGGUUGUGUACAUGUGGGACACGGGCAUCUCCACCUCGGGGGUGAUGGAGGCCAUGAACAACAGACCUGACAAAGCCCCCAUCUUUGGCUGGAGAAACUUCCCCUACCAGAUCGUGGGCGAAGUCUACCUGAAGGCCUGACGCCUGGCGCCGCGCAUGGGGCUGGUGCACUCCUGCGCUCUCGCUCAGAGUGGCUGGCAAGCACUGGCGGAGCUGUAAUUGCCGUGCUAGCUGUGUCCCGGCUCCCUUCCCUGCUGUGUAACUCCCCGCAAAGCCACCUGGCAUCACAUAAACGAAGAAAUGGUUUUAAAAAGCA